UGUUGACCUUGUCCGGGUCGACUCCGUUCUUGCAGCACCCUCCAAUCCUUCAUUCCUGCUUCAGUUCAGCUCCAUUCUACCCAGCACACCAUAUACAAUAUCCCUAAUCCUCAACAAACAACUGGAACACCAGUUUCCCAUUUCUGCAUGAUAGUAAUACUUCGCAUUUAAGAUUUUGCUUCAAAAUGCUGCCUGUAAACCCUAGCUCCAUUCUCGCCCCUUUCAACCCUCCCUUUUCAGUAUUAUCGACUGCCAAGACGCUUCAUUUCUCCAAAGCUAGCCGUUUUCAUUCCGCCGCCGAUCCGCCUUCCGGGCAUUCUUUCCCGCGGUCGCGGUUUAACUUCGCCGCAGCCGCAGAUGCGGCUGCUUCUCCCGGGUUCGGUCGAAUUGGGCUGAACCCUGAUGAUACCGCUGCUCCCCCAGUAGAGAAGAGGGCUUCUGAUAAUGGGAAUACCACGAAGGCUAAUGCGAAGGAGAGAUGGUCACGAGACCGGGAAAGUUAUUUGACCGAUGACGACGACGCUCUUCCUCUUCCAAUGACUUACCCAAAGUCAUCCCCCGUAUCUCCAGAGGAAAUCGAUCGUCGUCUUCGUUGCGACCCUAAAGCUGAGGAGUGCAAAGAUGUGGUUUAUGAAUGGACAGGAAAGUGUAGGAGCUGUCAAGGCACAGGGUUUGUCAGUUACUAUACGAAAAGAGGAAAGGAAACUGUCUGCAAAUGCAUACCUUGCAUGGGAAUUGGCUACGUGCAUAAGAUAACAUCACGGAAGGAUAUUGAUGUCAUGGAGGAUUUGGAUAACUGAUAGGCAUGCUGAUUCUUGACGGCAGUAUAUGCUCGAAGUCUUGAAUGUCCCUGUUUAAGGUGGCUGAAUGUUUGAUAUGAAUGCAGUUUGAACAUUGUUAUGGUUCUCCAAACAAAAACACCCAUAGCAAUGUCAUGCUAUCUAGAUAUCCAGUAUUAUCUCUCAAAUUGCAAGUUAUCAAAGAGGAAGGUGUCAGUGCCUUCCAUGAGUAGGCAAAGUUCCAUCUCUUGCCCUGCCUACAUGCCCAAAACAGAUGAGAUGAAAAAAGUGUUUGACCGAUUUGACAUCGACAGAGACGGAAAGAUCUCACCGCAUGAUUACAAGGCCGUGCUAAGAUGUAUGGGAAGCAGUGGUUUGUGGGUCAUGAGGGAAGUUAGCAUGAUUUUUGAGGUUGCAGAUUUGAACGGCGAUGGGUACAUAGAUUUUGAGGAGUUUGUAGAAAUGCAGAGAGAUGGUGGAAUCAGAAGCGUGGAUUUGCAGUCUGCGUUCCGAGUGUUUGACAGGGACGGUGAUGGGAAGAUUUGUGCCGAAGAUCUGUUCGAGGUGCUGCGGAGGCUCGGAGAAGGGUGCAGUCUGCUCGAUUGCCAGAAAAUGGUGAGAGCUGUCGAUGGUAAUGGGGAUGGUGUGGUCGACAUUGAUGAGUUCAUCACCAUGAUGACUAGCUCCAUGAGGCCCAUGACUAUAACACGAUGAAACCACAUUUAGCCAGACAAAUGUUAGCGGGUUUCUUAUUACUACGUAUAAUUUAUGAUUAGGUUAACACUGUUUCUAAAAUUCAAUGCAUGCAAUGAUGUGAUCAUUUAAUUAUGUAUUUCCAUUUGAAAUAAUGUUAAUAAGAACAAGCGUUGUGUUUGUCCAACUCCAACUUAUACUCGCAUGACGGAAAUGUUUUUUUACAGCAUUUUGUAUGUCAUGUGUACCGCUCACGGUCAAGUGACCUAUGUUUCC
Molecule: messenger RNA, 1748 nt
Organism: Cuscuta europaea
Lineage: Eukaryota; Viridiplantae; Streptophyta; Magnoliopsida; Solanales; Convolvulaceae
Source: the annotation of a GenBank genome assembly